Molecule: messenger RNA, 2166 nt
Organism: Darwinula stevensoni
Lineage: Eukaryota; Metazoa; Arthropoda; Ostracoda; Podocopida; Darwinulidae
Source: the annotation of a GenBank genome assembly
AUGCGCCAGAAUGAAGAGGAAGAGGAAUGCGUCGUAGAGGAAGCCCAUCACCGUCAUCGCGGGGGAGAUCACGAGCGACGGGGCAUCCCGGGAGACACCGUGGAGGGGAAGCCGCAGACUGGACGGCCCGGGCAAAAAUACAUCCAAGAGAUGUGCCAAAUCUGUGCCAAACGCUUCUCGGCGAAGAGGUACGAGGAGGUAAAGAAAGGUGGGGAGGGGGGGAAAAAAAAGGAGGAACACCUGAUCCGGGACAGGCAAUUGCAUCCCUCACCCUCUUUCAUCCCCAUCCUUUGUCCGACGAACAAUCGCCGCCUGUACCUCCCAGGAUCUGACGACCUGACCAGAACGAAUGUCUUCAGAGGUGGGGGGGAGCUCAUUCCUGAUGGUGGAACCCACCUAAUUCAAUGUGGGUCAGCACUAGAUUUUGAGGAGACUUAUCCAGAUGUGGUGUGCCCCAUGAACCGGGCAGCCAGAAUUGGAGAUGAAAAUGCCAUCAAGAGAUUGAUGAAUUCAGGUGGGAGGGUAGAUCAACAAGACAAUCAAGGUUGGCAGCCUCUACACGAAGCUGCAGCAGCUGGGAACAUCAACUGUGUUCAUCUUUUGCUUUUGAAGGGGGCUGAUGUGAAUUGGCAGACUCAUGAGGGAGAGACUCCUCUCUUCUUGGCUUGUCAGGCCCAAAAAAAUUCAGUCAAGAUGGUUUCCCUUCUUCUAGAACAUGGUGCCUCAGUAAAUCAAGGAAACAAUGAAGAAUCCACCCCUCUUCAUGCUGCAGCACAAGCAUGUAACAAGGAAUGCCUGAAGACAUUGCUAGAAUGCCCAUCAAUUGAUGUUGAUAGAAUGAACAUUCACAGAGAUACUCCUCUCCAUUCUCUCCUGGAAGAUGUGUCAAACAGCCAUUCUCAUGUAGAAAUUUGCACAUGUGCAGAAAUCCUUAUAGAUCAUGGGGCAAGCAUAAGGGCUCAAAAUGACAGACAGAUGACCCCAUUCUUCUGUGCUGCAUUGACAGGGAAUUUGCCUGUACUGAGGCUUCUUCAUGAAAGAGGCAUCAGAGAUUCAUGUGAUAUUGACUGUAGGGCUCAAUAUGAGGCAACCCCUUUGAUGAUGGCAUGUCAGCAUGAACACACAGAGUGUGUGGAGUUUCUGCUCUCUAUUGAUGCCAAUGUUAACCUCACAGACUCAGAUGAUAUCUUCCCUCUCUUCUAUUGCAUCAAUCCACGGCCUCAGUGUAACAAGAUCUUCCAGAUGAUAUUAGAAGGGACCAAGCAAGAAUUCUUGACAAGAGGACUCAUUCGAUUGGAACCUGGCAAAGACCCAUCUCAGAUGGAAGAAGAAGCCCCCAUAUUCUGCAGGUACACUUGUAUUAUGCUGGACAUAAUAGAUAAUCAUCGAAGUGACCUCCUGGAGAUUUUCCUUGAUGCCUUUCCAGUUCACCUCAAAAACAUUGUGUAUGAUCAACGUCAGUUUCAGGUGUCAGACAUAGGGGAAUUUGGGCAUCCAUUUCCAGGAUCAUCUGAUAAUCUUAUCUCUCCUCUGGGACAUUUCUGUUCUGAACUCAUGGUAUUUGUGGAUUAUUGUGGGGUGGAACAGACCAAGCUCUGCAUUGAAAAGUUUGUGGCCUUGGAUGCAUUCCUGUAUGGACACUGGGAGGGUGUGGAGGGAACUGUAUCCCUCUUAUGUCAGAAAUUGUAUGAAAUGGAAAGAUAUUCUUGCAAAGAUGAAACAAAGCCCCUUGUGAUAGAACUGAUGAAGGAAAUCUUCUCUCGGGAGGGUGUUGGUCCAAUAAUUUAUUUCCCCAUGAUCCCAUGGGCUUUAAAAUCGCUGUUUGAAAUAGGAAUUGCCGAAAUCAUAAAUUCCCAUUCCACUGAUCACCCCAUCCCAUUCAAGGAAAUAGUGACUUUACCUGUACAUGCAUCUGUGAUCACAACAGAAUGCAAGAAUGUCAUUCUCUCAUAUAUCUUUCACUUUCCUAGUAAUAUGUUUAGGAAUCCUUCCCUUCAUCCUACCAGUUUUGAAGGAAUGCGAAAUAUGCCAUGGAGUCUGAAGCAUUCAAGUCGAAUGGCUGUGAGGCUUCUGCUAGCUGAGGUCCAUGGUGUUCCUCAGUUUCAACAGUGCAUGGAGAAACUCUCUCUACCACAAUCCAUUUGCAACUUCAUUCUUUUCUUGUGA